Tripterygium wilfordii is the source of this 1572-nucleotide messenger RNA. Its product is annotated as AT-hook motif nuclear-localized protein 8-like. The coding region runs from base 174 to 1271 and encodes 365 amino acids. The transcript is spliced from 5 exons. Gene Ontology annotation, molecular function: minor groove of adenine-thymine-rich DNA binding. The record is from RefSeq and is a predicted model, not a curated record. Lineage: Eukaryota; Viridiplantae; Streptophyta; Magnoliopsida; Celastrales; Celastraceae.
ACCCCAAUUUCUCAGAGUCUUUCUCUGAGUUUUGAAAGUUGGGCAGGAGAAGUAGCAGCAACAGGAACAAAUUGAAAGGUUCCAUCUCCUUCCUCCAACUAGUCUAAUUAAGUAGUAAGAGUAGGUAACUCACAUAACAACGCACUUUCGCUUUCACAUUUUCAGCAACAAAAAUGGACUCAGCACCUCAGCAGCAUCCGCCCAACAUCCUCCUGGGACCCACACCUACCUCCUCCACACACAAUCCUUUCUCCGCCACUCCCACCUCCGCCCCCGGUUCCUCCAUGAUCUACCGUUUCGCCUCUAAUUCCGUGGGUCCAGCCAACGCUACUGUUCCGGACCCUAAACCCUUUAAUGGUACAAUUGGUGCACCAAACGCGGGUGCGUUUGACGGGUCAUCUUCUUCUUUAAGGCCUUGCGGGUUCAACAUCGAUCAGGCAAAGAAGAAGCGCGGGCGGCCCAGGAAGUACGCUCCGGACAACAACAUUGCCCUCGGACUCACACCUACGCCUACCUCCACCGCUUUGGCUUCAUCUGUUUUGGUGGUCCACGGCGAUUCUGGGGGUAAUGACGGUGGUACGCCGACUUUGAAGCGUCAACGUGGAAGGCCCUCUGGGUCUGUAAAGAAGCAGCUGGACGCGUUGGGAGCCGGAGGAGUGGGUUUUACACCGCACGUUAUAAUGGUGAAAGCUGGUGAGGACAUAGCAUCUAAAAUUUUGUCGUUUUCACAGCAAGGGCCACGAACAGUUUGCAUUCUGUCCGCAAAUGGUGCCAUAUGUAAUGUUACUCUGCGCCAUCCAGCGAAUGCUGGGGGUACAGUGACAUUCGAGGGACGGUAUGAAAUCAUCUCUCUAUCUGGUUCCUUCUUACUUUCUGAAAGUAAUGGUAGUCACAGCAGAAAUGGUGGUCUGAGUGUGUCACUUGCGGGACCUGAUGGCCGUGUGUUGGGUGGUGGAGUUGCUGGUAUGCUACUGGCAGCAACACCAGUGCAGGUUAUUGUUGGCAGCUUUAUUGCAGAGGGCAAAAAAUCGAAAAACAUUGCAAAACCUGAGCCAUCUUCAGCUCCUACACCAUACAUGUUGAAUUUUGGUACAGCGGCAACAGCAGCAAGCCCCGAAUCUCAAGGGGCCUCAAGUGAGUCGUCCGACGAGAAUGGUGGUAGCACACUUAAUCGGGGCCCUGGACUGUACAGUAACCCUGGUCAGCCUAUGCAUAGUAAUAGCAUGCAGAUGUACCACCACCAACUAUGGGCUGGCCAAACGCAACAAUGAAGAUGAUUCCAGCUUGACGAUACAGCAUCAAUAUAUGACUUGUUGAUUGUUCUACCGUAGCCUGCAGAUGAAAAUUUUAAGAAUGCUAAGAGGCAUUGUUGAGUACGAUUGGUAGAGAGGGUUUUUUUUUGCCCCCUCUCUUUAUUUCUCUUUUCUUAUUAGAUCAGUUUCCUUCUUUUGUUUGUUCCCCCUCGUUGAGUAGUUCUUCAGUUUUUUUCAUCUGAUUGGGCGAUUGUCACUGUUAAUAGCAGCAGAGGAUGUGCUACCCUUUAGUCAUACUGCCUCUGAGUUGUUCGCUUAA